GAGAGAGAGCUCUGGAUGGAUCUCCCUGUUGCCUGUGUGACAUUCUUCCUCCCUGGAAGAGACAGGCUGCGCUCCUGAACUGCACUCCACCGCAGAAGCAUCAACAUCAUCAUCAUCACCAUCGGUUCACUCUGGAUCAAAUAGCCAACGAAGAAGGAGCAGCAGCAGCAGCCGGGGAAUGAGAGGACAACACCACAGGAGAAGGAGAGGCACCAAGAAAGUGGCCACAACUCCAGCCGCAAGAGCCUGGCCGGCACCUUCUUCUGGAGCACCACCCAGCCCAGAUUGAAAUCCAGGACCAAAGUGGGAUCCAAAGCCAGAAGACUUCUUUUUUCUUGGGUGGGAGCGAGGAAGGCAAAGGAUGGCUCUUUGGGCCUCUUCCAAACCCCUCCUGAGCCCAUUGGGGUGAACCCAAAAGGGCAACACCUGGAUGUACUUGGGCCAUUUUCGAAACCCUGUCUCCAGGUACAUUUGGACACUCCACGAAAAGGAAUAAAACAAGGCUGGGAGAGUGGGGGGUUUGUCUUCUCCUUGCCCACGAUGAAGCAGUGGGUUCUCCUCCGAAGGCUCGGCACAGCCCAAGUCUUAUGGGACGUGGAAGGAGACCUGAGCAUUGCCACCCUGUUGGGAAUUACACGGGAAACCAGGGAUUUGGUGGGAUCAAAGGAGUGAGAGAAACUCUCCUUGGAUUCGAUCUGCUGAAAUCUCCCCGACUCCGAAGAUCCCUUGUCCUUUGCAGUACUAUUUGGAGGAAGGGAGAGCUGAGCUGCUAAACGAAUCCCGAGGAGACCUUCCCGCCCCGCUCUGCUCCGUGGCCCAGGGAUGAGUGCGGGCCGAGUCAACCCGUACAGCAUAGUAUCCUCCGAGGAAGACGGGUUGACUUUGACCACCAUGCCUGGGGUGAAUGGCUUUGGCAACGGGAAGAUCCACACGCGGAGGAAAUGCCGGAACCGCUUCGUUAAGAAGAAUGGCCAGUGCAAUGUGGAGUUCACCAACAUGGACGACAAACCCCAGCGGUACAUCGCGGACAUGUUCACCACUUGCGUGGACAUCCGCUGGAGAUACAUGCUGUUGCUCUUCUCGCUUGCCUUCCUGGUGUCUUGGUUGUUGUUUGGCCUCAUAUUCUGGCUCAUCGCUGUGGUCCACGGCGACAUCGAGAAGCCGACCAAGGACGAAACGUUCACGCCUUGCCUCCUUCAGGUGAACGGUUUCGUGGCUGCUUUCUUGUUCUCCAUCGAGACGCAGACGACCAUCGGCUAUGGCUUCCGAUGCGUAACGGAGGAGUGCCCGCUCGCCGUCUUCAUGGUGGUCCUCCAGUCCAUCGUGGGGUGCAUCAUCGACUCUUUCAUGAUUGGGGCCAUCAUGGCCAAAAUGGCUAGGCCCAAGAAGCGGGCCGAAACCUUGCUUUUCAGCCACCACGCCGUCAUCGCCAUGCGGGACGGGAAGCUCUGCCUGAUGUGGCGGGUGGGCAACCUCCGCAAGAGCCACAUCGUGGAAGCCCACGUCCGGGCACAGCUCAUCAAGUCCCGCAUCACCGAAGAGGGGGAGUAUAUCCCGCUCGACCAAAUCGACAUCGACGUCGGGUUCGACAAAGGCUUGGACCGCAUUUUCCUGGUGUCUCCGCUCACCAUCCUCCACGAGAUCGGCGAGGAGAGCCCGCUCUUCGGGAUCAGCCGACAGGACCUGGAGACGGACGAUUUCGAGAUCGUGGUCAUCCUGGAAGGCAUGGUGGAAGCCACUGCCAUGACCACGCAAGCGCGGAGCUCGUACUUGUCCAGCGAGAUCCUCUGGGGCCACCGCUUCGAGCCCGUCUUGUUUGAGGAGAAAAACCAAUACAAAGUGGACUACUCCCACUUCCACAAGACCUACGAGGUCCCGUCGACUCCCUGUUGCAGUGCCAAGGACUUGUUGGAAAACAAGUUCCUCCUCCCGGGCACCAAUUCUUUCUGUUACGAGAACGAGCUCGCCUUCAUAAGCCGCGACGAGGAGGACGAGGAGGAGGAAGAAGAGGAAGACGACGAUAGCAGAGCUUUGGACGAUCCGGGUUCGGACAACCAGCCUGAAUUCGAUCGGCUUCAGGCCACCGUUGCUCUGGACCAGCGGUCCUACAGAAGAGAGUCUGAAAUAUGACCCCGGACCCUCUAACUGUUGCCGAGGGCGUCUUUUCCCUCUGGUUUCUUCCCUGCACUAAAACAAAACAAAAAAAAAACCCAAUCCAAAUUAUGCAGAACAAUGCAAGUGCCAUAGGAAUGCCUGAGAAUUCGUGUGGUUUGUAGGGUGUGUAUUGGUUAUCCUUUGUUAAAGAAAUGUCAUCGCAAUAACUAUUGAAUGGCGUGGGUUCAGAGAGGACCCAUUUGCCAGCCUCGACGGGCACAUCUACACUGUAGAAUUAAUUCAGUUUGACCCCACUUUCACUGCUGUGGCUUAGGAGUAUGGAAUCAUGGGUGUUUUUACUAGGUUCUUGUGGGGUUUUUUGGGCUAUAUGGCCAUGUUCUAGAGGCAUUUCUCCUGACGUUUCGCCUGCAUCUAUGGCAAGCACCUCUGAGGAUGCUUGCCAUAGAUGCAGGCGAAACGUCAGGAGAAAUGCCUCUAGAACAUGGCCAUAUAGCCCAAAAAAACCCCACAAGAACCUAGUGAUUCCAGCCAUGAAAGCCUUCGACAAUACAUGGGUGUUUUUAGUUUAGCACUCUUUGGAAAAGAAGGCCAAAGCCUACAAUUCCCACGAUCCCAUGAGCCAUGGGAAUGCAAGGGGUGCCAAACUGGAUUCAUUCCCCAAUGUAGAUGUUCCCAUAAUGUGGUAAACAUCUAAAUAGCAGUGUUUAUAGUAGGUAUGGACAAACUUGGGCCCUCCAGGUGUUUUGGACUUCAACUCCCACAAUUCCUAACAGUCUCAGGCCCUUUCCUUUCCCCCCUUCAGUAUGUGGACGACAUACGAAUAGCAUAGACAUAGGCCAACAUGGGCCCUCCCUGUGGGUUAUGGGCCCAGCACAUUUAAGUGGCUGAGAGGGAAAAGGAAGGGGUCUGAGGCUGUUAGGAAUUGUGGGAGUUGGAGUCCAAAACACCUGGAGGGAGGGCCCAAGUUUGCCCAUGCCUGGUUUAUAGGAUGAAGGCAGGUUCCAAAAAGCGGCACUAUGAGUGAGAUGCAAACAAAACCCUGCCUUGAAUUUGCCACUCCGAGUAGGAAUCGACUUGUAUGUCGAGCGAGAAAGAAAAUUCCUUCUCCCCUCUCUUUAUUCACAACGAGGGUCUUUUUAAAAAACACUGAGAAAGAGAAGACACAGGGCACUGCAAAGGCUCAAAGGGAAUAUUGUAUUUGGAAAGCAAAACCAUGUGUGUAUGCGUGAAUUUUUUU
This is a messenger RNA of Anolis sagrei ordinatus, 3352 nucleotides long. Its product is annotated as ATP-sensitive inward rectifier potassium channel 12. Gene Ontology annotation, cellular component: plasma membrane. Gene Ontology annotation, biological process: regulation of monoatomic ion transmembrane transport; potassium ion import across plasma membrane. The record is from RefSeq and is a predicted model, not a curated record. NCBI's taxonomy places the organism in Eukaryota, Metazoa, Chordata, Lepidosauria, Squamata, Anolidae. Gene Ontology annotation, molecular function: inward rectifier potassium channel activity.